Messenger RNA from Priapulus caudatus, 474 nucleotides. Its product is annotated as store-operated calcium entry regulator STIMATE-like. Bases 1 to 474 code for a protein of 157 amino acids. The transcript has 6 exons. The record is from RefSeq and is a predicted model, not a curated record. Gene Ontology annotation, cellular component: membrane. NCBI's taxonomy places the organism in Eukaryota, Metazoa, Priapulida, Priapulimorpha, Priapulimorphida, Priapulidae.
AUGCCUAUGGCCCACGCCUCUUUAUCGGUUAUCCGUCGCAAACGGAGGUUUCUACGCUGGUGUCGGCGCCGGGCGUCGAUCCAGGUCUUCACUGCUCCCACGGCUCGCUCACGAACAAGUGGGGCUGGUUUCGUGCAGGGUCUGCUGGCACUAGUCUCAUUCUCAGCGCUAAUAUUUAAGAGGUUUUGUGAGCCAAAAUCAGCGAGAAGACCAUGGCUAAUAUGGUUUUACGAUACUUCCAAGCAGGGCCUGGGAGCACUGCUCAUACAUUUUGCCAACGUCCUGCUCUCUGAUGCCUUCAAGGGCGACCCCUGUACUUGGUACAUCGUUAGCUUCCUGCUGGACUCCACGCUGGGUCUGGUCAUUAUCUACCUGGGGCUCAAGGCUUCGCAGUGCGUGUUCGUGCGGAUGCUGGGAUGGAUGAAGUUUCAGCUAGGCGCUCCUGAUGUGGAACUCGCGAGGGUUCUUGGGUGA